GCCACGCCCACAGUCUCCUGUAACAGUUGUUCUUAAAAUGGCGCCGUUGGAUUUGGACAAGUAUGUGGAAAUUGCGAAGCAGUGCAAAUACCUUCCCGAAAACGACUUGAAGAGACUGUGCGAUUAUGUGUGUGACCUGUUGCUGGAGGAGUCCAACGUCCAGCCUGUGUCCACCCCUGUCACAGUAUGUGGGGACAUUCACGGCCAGUUUUACGACCUGUGUGAACUCUUCAGAACCGGGGGCCAGGUUCCCGACACCAACUACAUUUUCAUGGGUGAUUUCGUGGACCGGGGCUACUACAGCCUGGAGACCUUCACGUACCUCCUAGCGUUAAAAGCGAAGUGGCCGGAUCGCAUUACGUUGCUGCGGGGGAACCACGAAAGCCGACAGAUCACACAGGUGUAUGGGUUUUAUGAUGAGUGCCAGACGAAAUACGGGAACGCAAAUGCCUGGCGGUACUGUACGAAAGUGUUUGACAUGCUGACAGUAGCUGCUUUGAUUGAUGAGCAGAUCCUGUGCGUGCACGGCGGACUCUCCCCAGACAUCAAGACCCUGGACCAGAUCCGCACGAUCGAGCGUAACCAGGAGAUCCCCCACAAGGGGGCUUUCUGUGACCUGGUGUGGUCAGACCCUGAGGAUGUGGACACAUGGGCCAUCAGUCCAAGAGGUGCCGGUUGGCUCUUUGGUGCCAAAGUCACAAAUGAGUUUGUCCAUAUCAACAACCUAAAGCUGAUUUGCCGGGCGCACCAGCUUGUCCACGAGGGCUACAAGUUCAUGUUUGACGAGAAGCUGGUGACAGUAUGGUCAGCACCCAACUACUGCUACCGCUGCGGGAACAUCGCAUCCAUCAUGGUGUUCAAGGAUGCGAACACACGGGAGCCCAAGCUGUUCCGUGCUGUGCCGGACUCAGAGCGGGUCAUUCCCCCUAGAACGACAACGCCCUACUUCCUCUGAAUGUGGGGCCGACUUGCCUUCCUUUUCUGUCUACUUAUAUGUUCAUUUUUCCCCCUCUUUCUUAAAUUUUUAAUUGUA
Messenger RNA from Scleropages formosus (Asian bonytongue), 1033 nucleotides. Its product is annotated as serine/threonine-protein phosphatase 6 catalytic subunit. NCBI's taxonomy places the organism in Eukaryota, Metazoa, Chordata, Actinopteri, Osteoglossiformes, Osteoglossidae. The transcript is spliced from 7 exons. Gene Ontology annotation, molecular function: protein serine/threonine phosphatase activity. The record is from RefSeq and is a predicted model, not a curated record. The coding region runs from base 38 to 955 and encodes 305 amino acids.